Vitrella brassicaformis is the source of this 1672-nucleotide messenger RNA. The record is from the annotation of a GenBank genome assembly. Lineage: Eukaryota; Vitrellaceae.
GAGUGCACACGCCUGCGUUCGCUCCGUUGUCUGUGAGAGGCCCGAUCUUGUUUCAGGCUCGGGGCAGAGGGAACGCUGGCCGACCGCAAGCGCUCAAUGCCCAGUGGCUCACAGGCUUUGUGGAAGAAGUGAAAAAGCUGUUGCCUUCUCACGCAGGAUCUCAUCAUUCACAGUGUGAGAUGACGAAGAAACCACAAGAAAUCAUGUGUGUGUGUGUGUGUGAGGUGCAGCCUCUACUGCGCCUGAAGCCGUGGACACAGCCCUCGACGUGCUGGAUUCUGACGCAGAAGCUCUGUUUCCCCCUUCCCCGCAGCGUGGCCCGCUGCCGAAGCUGACACUGUCGGAUGCCUUCCUCGAUCAGUGGGAGUAUUGGCACGGAGACUGGACUCUCGGCUGGAAGUACACACACGCGCGCGCGCACACACACGCACUCGCCAAGCCAAGCCAGCCACCGUAUGUGUGUCUCCACCGUGUGUGUCAUCAUGUCUGUCAACAGGAAGGCCUUCUCAUUCAAGGGCGAGCAGGACGACAUGAACCUGCUCUACUUCGUGUGGCCCCUCUUGAUGGAGGUGAUGCGGCUCAGCGGCGGGCGCAUCCGCAUCUGGCUUGAGCACGACCCAUUCGGCCACCGCUUCAAGCACUUCAUGAUCGAAAAAGACGGAGAAGAGGCCGACCCCUCAGGCGGCCACCUUUUUCAUCUUGUCUUCGGCAGAGACCCCAGUGUGACGGCGCGGGACUCCAUCGAGAAGCAGCUUGCCGCUAUGGACCUCCCUUACGGCGCAACCACGAGAGGCACCACCACCUGGUACUUCUUCAAGCACCACCGCAGCAGCGGUGAGGUCGAGAAGAUCAAGAGGUUCUUCCUCCCCGACGAGCCACAGGAGGUGGUCGACUUCCUCGUCUGAUGUCUCAACCAGGGCGAGAAGGAGACCCGAGAGAGGGAGGAGGGAGAUGAAGAAAGAAACAAACGGAACAAGGACAAACAAGGCGGCCCUGACGAGGGCCUGCAUACCAUCCAGGAAGAGGCAGGCCUCGAGAGGGAGCUAGAGCACCAGCCAGGCGACUGGCGGACAGACGGGAGGCAGGGAGGGAGAGAGGGAGGGGAUAGAGGCACAGAGGGGGGUCGGUCAGAUGUCUGAAUCAGUGAGUGCAGCAUAAACAAACUGGUAGGCAUAUGUGUGUGUGUGCAUCUCGCUGCUGGCAGUGAGAUGCAGUGCAAUCAGCCUCUGUCUUUUUGCGUAGGUGCGUGAUUCGCUGUUCAGACAGAGGCUGGCUGCCUGGUGUGUUGUGGUUUUUGUGUGUCAGCGUGACAGACAAUUGCUUGGCUUAGUUGCUGCUGGUUUGUUCGUUGACACACGAUGCGCCGUCGGUGCACUCACUGAUGUAGAUGUUGGGGGGGGUCUGGGCGGAGGGGUUACAUACCAUGCAGACGGUGAUCGAUUGCAUCACAACGGAACAGUGAGGGAACGGGUCUGUGCUUUUUCGGUGUGCUUAUUCGGUGUGGGUGUUGACAGGCAAUGAUGGAUAAGUCAGUCAGUCAGUGAGUGAAAUGGACGGAGUGCUCUGCUCCCAGCUAACUUUACAGAUGUGGCUGGCUGCUCUGUGAGUCAGUCGUUGGAGAGAGGCAGGCAGGGAAGCGGGUAUUACCUCCUGCCUCCCUGCCUACCUUGCC